Messenger RNA from Dryobates pubescens (Downy woodpecker), 830 nucleotides. Its product is annotated as class II histocompatibility antigen, B-L beta chain. Lineage: Eukaryota; Metazoa; Chordata; Aves; Piciformes; Picidae. Gene Ontology annotation, molecular function: MHC class II protein complex binding. The coding region runs from base 73 to 819 and encodes 248 amino acids. The transcript is spliced from 5 exons. The record is from RefSeq and is a predicted model, not a curated record. Gene Ontology annotation, cellular component: membrane; MHC class II protein complex. Gene Ontology annotation, biological process: positive regulation of T cell activation; immune response; antigen processing and presentation of exogenous peptide antigen via MHC class II.
UGAAAGCCUACAGGGACAGAGUCCAACGCACUCAGCGGUCCCAGCACCUGUGCAGCCUCAGCUCCCUCAGCCAUGGAGCCUGGUGCUGUGCUGGCAGCUGUCGCCCUGCUGGUGGCCCCGGUGGUGCUGGGAGCCCACCCGGCUGGUGCUGAGAAGCUCUCAGGGGUUUUCCUGGAGAUGGAAAAGGCUGAGUGUCAGUUCCUCAACGGCCCCGAGCGGGUCAGGUUUGUGGACAGCUACAUCCACAACCGGGAGCAGUAUGUGCACUUUGACAGCGACCUGGGGAUCUUUGUGGCCGACACUCCCCUGGGUGAGCGCCAAGCGCAGCACUUGAACAGCCUGCCGGAGUUCCUGGAGCAGAAACGAGCUGAGGUGGACACCUUCUGCCGGAACAACUACAAGGCAGUGACCUCAUUCGCCGUGGAGAGGAGAGUGCAGCCCCAGGUGCAGAUCCACCUCGUGCAGUCGAGCUCCCUGCCCCAGAGCACCAGGCUGGUUUGUGCCGUGAUGGAUUUCUACCCCGCGGAGGUGGAGGUGAAGUGGUUCAGGAACGGGCAGGAGGAGACGGAGAGCGUGGUGUCCACGGAGGUGCUGCCGAACGGGGACUGGACCUACCAGGUGCUGGUGCUGCUGGAAACCAGCCCGCAGCCUGGGGACACCUACCUGUGCCAAGUGGAGCACAGCAGCCUGCAGCACCCCAUCAGCCAGCGCUGGGAGCCCGGCCGCAGCAAGAUGCUGACAGGGGUGGGGGGCUUGGUGCUGGGGCUCCUCUGCCUGGGCCUGGGGCUCUGCCUCCACCUGCGCAGCAAGGGCUCCUGAAGCAGCUCCUG